Molecule: messenger RNA, 3285 nt
Organism: Schistosoma guineensis
Lineage: Eukaryota; Metazoa; Platyhelminthes; Trematoda; Strigeidida; Schistosomatidae
Source: the annotation of a GenBank genome assembly
AUGGAUGACGAUGAACUUACUCAAGAGAUUUUGGACCAGUUCGAUCUCAUUUGUACACAACAUCAAUAUGAUCAUGUAUCAGCAUACAGUGGGGAACAUUUAAAUAAACACAGUAUACAUUCAAACAAGCUAUCUAAUUGCUUAUCUCGGUCAACUUCGUUAGAUACAAAGUUGGGAGGGUGCAUGCAGACAUCUGACUUCCCACCUAAUGAUCAAACUCCAACUGUUGGACGAAAUGAACUUGAACGGCUAAAAAAGGAAGUAUCUGUUCUACGUGAAGAGCUUUAUAUGAAACUAGGUGAACUUGCUACCAUUAAAGAAUCUGCCAGUCGAACAAAAGCAACCGAUUCUGAUACUAUCAGUAAAUUAGAAUCACAUCUUAAAUCUGAACGAAAUGAUUUCCAACGUAAACUAAGUGAAUUAAAUGCUCAAAUUGCCUUUCGUGAAGCUGACUAUCGAUUAGUAUGCAGUGAACUAGCUCGUAUAAAAGAAGUUGCAUCUAAUAAACAAGUGGUGAACGAACGUUCUGUUGAAUAUUCUCCUGCUUCACAAAUUCUUGUCUCCCUAACUUCCCCAAGUCCUGAUCAUGUUUCUAACCAAAAAUUACGAACACCUGUCCCUCGUGUUCCAAGCACAGAUUUUCACCUUCCUGCACCAGUUACUCCUAUUCCUAGUAAACGGUAUAAAGUCCCAGUCGGUGGUCGAAUGUGGGAUGUUAAUGUCACGAACAAUUUAGAUGAUAAACUAAAGUCAAAUACAACACCACAAGCUAUUGAUAAAAAUGUAGUCUUGAUAGAUAGUGAUGAAAUUACACCGUCAAAUGCAUCGAGGAAACGACAACGAUGUAUUGUGUCACCUGAUACUUCUCCAGAAUACUGUGUGCGCCAAAUUCCUGUAUCUUUAGCUGACGCAUCUGUUGAAACUACAGACCUACUACAUAUUACCUCUCAUAGUCAUCCCUUGUCUUAUCGAAUUCCAUCCUGUGCUUUUUCAACCACUGAGCCUUUCAGUGAAUUUACUAAAGGAAAUCCUGAAAUGUUAUCAGAAUUAUUAGAUUUGUCUAUUUCAAUUCCUCAGAAUGAAAAGGGCAGGAGUAGCAUCGAUAUUAAUCCUCAAACAACAUUGGUCACAUCAUCUUUUUCAAUUUCAGAAGAUUCCACUUGGUUGUUAUCAGAUUAUUAUCUCACAGGGUUAAGUAAAUUACUUCCACGACAGUCAGAUAUUCUUAGUGGAAUCCAGUCAUCAUCUGACAACUAUGUAUCACGACUAAAUUUAGUGGUUAAACGAUUCUCUGAAUCUGUACCCUACUUAAUACGAAGAAUAGAAGAGCAGUUAAAAGCAUGUAUUCGUGUACUUUUGGAUCCUUAUAAUCGAUAUGUAAGGAAAUCAAUUCAAUCAUGUCAUUAUUCAGACUUCCAAAAAGUCGAGACUGAAGACAUAGAGAUAGCAGAAAAAGAGAAUGAACAACCAUCAUCUAUGGAUGUUUCUGAUGAUGCUACCUCACAUGAAAUAUCUUAUUUAGGAGAAGAUCCUUUUGCUGGUGCACCUGCAUCACAAAUUGUCACAUCUCUAACAUAUCCUUCCCAAAUGAAAUCCAUUUCAAAACAAGUGGGAGGAAAUUCUAUCUUAAUGAAAAGAAACAAAUCAUGUCCCUCAGAUGUUGGUUACUGGUCCUUGACUAAUCCUAUUGUUGGUGAUAAUAAAAUAAUUGAUAAUAAUAGCGCUGAUAAAAUUACUAGCUGCCCUUCACUUUAUCAUGAAAUUAUGAUUAGUCGAAGUAUACAAGGAAUUAAUCAAUUAAAGUACUUGGCUACAAUUAUUAAUUCUUAUUGUCCUAUUUCAUUUGAAAUGUUUAAUGGAAUGAACACUGAUUUUACUAUGGAUAAUGAUGAACUCCUAUGCAUUGCUAAAGAAUUUCAAAAUCUUAUUCGAACAAUUUCUGGUGUUUUAUCCCGUUUCAUUAAUAAACUUAUAGAUGUCUUUUUUCAAAUGGAAGAAGGAAAAAAUCCAAUUUCAUCAUUAUCAACAACAUUAAUACAAAAUGAAUUAAUUGGUGACAAUACUACAAAUGUUGCGUGUUCAAUUGAUCAGUCAUCUUUUAAACAAUCUCAGUAUACUACUUCUAAACGAAAAAAUUACAUUUCAUCAUUUUGUAUUAUUGUACCUUUAAUUAUCGAAUGUUUAAACUUAGCCUCUGUAUUUGCAGUUUUUAUUAAAACUGAUACAAAUCCAUUGAAAAACAAGGUUUCCAAUACAGAUGUGAAUGGAACAAACUUUUCUGAACUGAACACAUGUUUUCCUCAACUUUUGAAUUGUAUUAUCCUAACAUCGGAGGCUUGUUUUGGUCAAGAUGAUGAAUCAACUGAUGUUACUGCGACCACAAAAAAUCACUGUGGAUCCUCUUUACAUACUGGUAUAACAAAUAUUAUCAAGAAUCGUCCUGUUGUAACCUUAAAGCCAUUGAUCAGUUUCCUUCGCCUAUGGAGACAAAUGAUAGCUCAGAAGCAUUGGCCUGGUGGACAUUGUUGUGACCAGUGGUGGGAUUUAGACGAUCAAAAUUUUAAUUCAAUAAUCUUGAAAAAUGUCCGUCAACAAUACAUUGAAAAAUUAUUCGGUACAUCUAUAAAAUGUGGUCUACUUUCAUUAUGUUCAUGGAUUUAUCAACUUUUGAAUCAAUUUAAUGAUUCUACACUUUUAUCAAAUUCAUUAAUUUCUAACAAUAUUGAGUUUUAUGAUUCAGCAGAAAUGCAAAGAAUUAAUUUAUUGAAUGAAUUUUCUGGAAUGAUUGCUGUGCUUACUCAACGUGAAGAUAUAGUUUGGCCUGAUAAUUGUUACUGUAAACGUCAGGUUUAUUCAACAUUAGUUUAUUUAGCAACUAAUCCAUUACAAACAUUAUUAACUAUUCCUACUAGUUUAUUAUCAACAUCAUUAAUUUAUCAUCAAUCCACAUUUACAUAUUAUAUAUUAUUAAUGAAACAAAAAUAUUGUUUACUUGCUUUUGGUCAAUUAACACGUGCUUUAAUUGGAUUAUUAUGGAGACAUGGUGAUCAAUGUUUUCAAUCAUAUACUGAUUGUUUACCAGAUUAUUUUUGUUUAAUUACUAAUUUAUCACGUUGGUUUCAAUAUACUAAUCGUAUACAAUUAGUAGGAAAUGAUAAUUAUCACCAUGAAUUGAAUCAUUCAUUUAAUCUUAAUAAUAAUUUCACAUUAAGACCUGAAUUAAUUGAAGAAUUGUAUGAUUUCGAGUCUGGAUUAGAAACUCCAUCAAAUUCAAAUGUUUUUUGA